This is a messenger RNA of Eimeria tenella, 1716 nucleotides long. The record is from the annotation of a RefSeq genome assembly. NCBI's taxonomy places the organism in Eukaryota, Apicomplexa, Conoidasida, Eucoccidiorida, Eimeriidae.
AUGAUUUAUUAUAAUAAUAUAUAUAAUUCUUUAAAUUAUUUAAAUUCUAAUAUAGGAUUUAAAAUUUCUAUAGCCUCACCAUUAAUUAUUAUUAGGUGAGCAUGAAGAAAAAUUAAUAAUAUAAUUAUUACAGGUCAAAUAUCUGAACCUUAUACUAUUGAUUUUAAAACAGGAAAUCCUAAACUAAAUGGAUUAUUUUGUGAAAGAAUUUUUGGUCCUUUAAUUUCUUGGCAAUGUAAAUGUGGUUUAUUUAAAAAUAUAGAUCCUAUAAAAUAUACUUGUUUAUGUCCUUUAUGUGGUUCUGAAAAUACUACUAAUCAAGUAAGAAGAUAUAGAAUAGGAUAUAUAUAUUUAUAUUCUCCAAUUGUACAUAUAUGAUAUUUAUAUGAAUUAUUACCUUAUAUAUUAAAUAUACCUAUAAAUAUAUUAUUAUUUUUAAUAUAUUAUAAAUUUUUAUUAGAGAAUAAUAAAAACAUAAAUAAUUUAAAAAAAAUAACUAUAACUCAAUUUAUUUUUGCAUCUAAUUAUAUUCAAUAUUUAUUACAAAGAUUUAAUAUUUUAAAUAAAAUAUUAAAAAUAAAAUCUUUAUUAUAUACUAAUACUAAUAUAAAUUUAGAAAAAAAAAAAAAUUUUUUAAAACCAAUAAAUUUAUUAAAUUUAUGUAUCUUAAAUAAUAUCCAACCCCAAUGAAUAAUGUUAGAUAUUUUACCUGUACUACCUUCAGGUUUAAGACCUUUAAUACAAUUAAAUAAUAAUAAUUUUGGAUCUUCUUCUUUAAAUGAAUUAUAUAGAAUCAUAAUUAUUAUAAAUAAUAAACUUAAACAGUGGCAACUUUUACGUCGUAAAUUUCCAAUAUCUUUUGAAAUUACAGCAAAACGUAAUUUACAACAAGCAAUAGAUAUUUUAAUAGAAGAUAAUUAUAAAAAUAAAAAAAAAAAUUUAAUAUCAUUAUCUUCACAUUUACAAGGUAAAUUUAAUUAUUUUAGACAAUAUAUAUUAGGUAAAAGAAUAGAUUUUUCUGGUAGAUCAGUUAUAGUUUCUGGUCCUGCAUUAAUUUUUAAUAAAAUAGGAAUAUCAACAAAUUUAAGUAUAGAACUUUUUAAACCUAUAAUAUUAAAUAUUUUAAAAAAAAAUAAAUAUAUUAAUACUUUAUUACGAGCAUCUUAUUUUAUUGAAUAUAGCCCUAUAAUUUUAAAAAGACUUUUAAAAUUUAUUUUUAAUAAAGAAAUUAUUAUGUUUAAUAGAGCUCCUACAUUACAUAGAAUGAAUAUUCAAACAUUUAAGCCUCUUUUAACAGAAAAUGAAAUUAUAAAAUUAUUUCCUUUAGCUUGUUCUGGGUUUAAUGCAGAUUUUGAUGGAGAUCAAAUGGGUAUUUUUUUAAUUUUAUCAAAAAGUGCUAAAAAAGAAGCAAAAAAAAAUAUAAUUUUUGAUAAAAAUUUAUUUUCUCCUUCUUCACAAAAAAAUAUAUUUAAAUAUUCUCAAAAUAUUAUUUUAGGGUUAAAUACAUUAUUAUCAUUUAAGGGAAGUAAUUAUAAAAAUUUAAUUUUUAAUAAUAUAGAUGAUAUAUUAAAUGCUUAUUCACAUUCUUUAUUAAAAAUAAAUACUAUUUUUUUAUUUAAAAUAAAUUUUUGUUUAUACUCAUAUUCUACUUUUACUAUAUAUAAAAAAUAUAUAUUAACUUCUUUAGGUAGACUUCUAUUACAAAAAUUAAUAUAA